Miscanthus lutarioriparius is the source of this 1563-nucleotide messenger RNA. The record is from the annotation of a GenBank genome assembly. Lineage: Eukaryota; Viridiplantae; Streptophyta; Magnoliopsida; Poales; Poaceae.
AUGGUUGAUUGGUACAAAGAUAAAGUUGAGAUUGUUAAGGAUGCAUACGAUAAAGGUGCAAAAAAUUGCACAAUGAUAUCUCAUCAUAUACAGAAGGACCUUACAAAAGCUUGUGCACAAGAAGUCAUGUCAGUGAUUAUGGAUGAGAUUAGAGAUAAAAAAAUUUCUGUAUUGAUUGAUGAGUCUCGAGAUGUAUCAAUAAAAGAACAGAUGGCUGUAAUUUUGAGUCAUAAGCUACCAAUCUCUAGCCUUCGUGGGCAAGGUUAUGAUGGAGCUUCCAAUAUGAGAGGUGAAUUUAAUGGUGUGCAAAAAUUGAUUCGAGAUGAAAAUCCUUAUGCAUUCUAUGUGCAUUGUUUUGCCCAUCAAUUGCAAUUAGUGGUUGUUACUGUUGCAACUUCUACUCCAGCCAUUGCAGAUUUCUUUAACUAUGUUCCUCUAAUAGUCAACACUGUCGGCGCAUCAUGUAUGAGAAAGGAUGCCUUGCUUGCAAAGCAUCAUGAUGUGUUGUUAGAAAAGUUGGAGAGUGGGGAGAUUAUCACUGGAAAAGGUUUGAACCAGGAAUGUAGCCUAGCAAGGCCUGGAGAUACUAGAUGGGGUUCAUAUCUUAAAACUUUACUUCGUAUUUUGGUGAUGUGGGAAGCUGUCAUAGACAUUCUUGAGAUAGUAAAGAAAGACUCUGUUAAACCAGAAAAUAAUGGUGGAUCAUUUGGUUUAAUUGGUAAAAUGGAGAUGUUUGAUUUUGUGUUCAUAAUGCAUUUAAAGAUAGAAUUGUUGAGCAUCACAGACAGUCUGUCACAUGCUUUGCAAAGGAAGGAUCAAGACAUUGUUGAGGCAAUGCAAUUGAUCAUAGAUGUCAAAGAGCAGUUGCAGGAUAUGAGGGACAAUGGAUGGGAUCCCUUAUUCAAAAGAGUGAAAACAUUCUGUGAUAAGAAUGAGAUUGAAGUGCCAGAUAUGGACAAGGAAAUAAAUGCUAGAGGGACAUCUACACGUAGAAAGCAAAAAGUAACAAACAUGCACUUCUACCAUGUUGAGAUUUUCCUUGCUGCCAUAGAUGCCAUUUUGUCUGAGAUGAAUCAUCGAUUUGGUGAAGUUAGUUCAGAGUUAUUAGUAUGCAUGGCUUGUCUUAACCCAAGGAACUCCUUCUCUAAUUUUGAUGUGGAUAAGCUUGUGAGACUUGCUGAAAUUUAUGCUGUGGAUUUUGACGUCGGUGACCUUCUUCUUUUGCCUGGUCAACUGCGAGGAUUUGUCAGUCGUGCUAGAAGAACUCAAGACUUUCUUGGAUGUACAGAGCUUGGAAAGGUUGCUGAAAUUAUGGUCAAGACUAAAAUGAACACAUCUUAUGGAUUGGUGUAUCGGCUCAUUGAAUUAACAUUAAUUCUUCCGGUGGCAAUAGCUUCAGUUGAGAGGAUAUUUUCUGCUAUGUCUAUUGUAAAGACAGAUUUACGUAAUAAAAUAGGUGAUGAAUGGCUCAAUGACUUAAUGAUAUGUUACAAUGAGAAGAAGAUAUUUAGAAGCAUCAAGAAUGACAAAAUCAUAAAACGAUUUGAAGACAUGAAAAUCUGA